Molecule: messenger RNA, 704 nt
Organism: Dentiscutata erythropus
Lineage: Eukaryota; Fungi; Glomeromycota; Glomeromycetes; Diversisporales; Gigasporaceae
Source: the annotation of a GenBank genome assembly
GAAGAUUUUCUGAAAUUUGUACACCAUAUUUAGAACAAGGGUUUAGAAUUAUAGGAUUGGAUUUACCAGGUUUUGGAAGAUCUAGUGGAUUACAUGCACAUAUCAAUGAUUGUAAUGAUCUCAUUGAAGCAGUUCAUGAAGUCAUUAAUCACGUAAAAAAUUUAAAUGAUAAAAAACGUAAAGUAAUUUUAUAUGGUGGUUCUAUGGGUGGAAUGAUUGUUCUUUCAUACGCAAUUAAAUAUCCUGAUAAUUUUGAUGCAUUUUCUGUUUAUUGUCCUUUCAUUUAUUUGUCUUCCGCAAGUCGUCCUUCUAAAUUUAUUGAAAUUUUAGCAAGAAUAUUAAUUAAAACACCUUUGGGACGUAUUCCUAUUGCUGUAGCACAUAGUGGAAAAUCUAAUCCUUUAAAUUAUAGAGGAAAUCUACGUUGUUCUACUGGAUUAGCUAUUAAAGUUCAUGCGGAAUGGUUACGAUUAAAUCUUGAAAAUAUUUCUAAACCAUUUUUAGUUCAACAUGGUUUAUGUGAUCGAGUUACUAGAUUUGAAGGAUCUAAAGAAUUAUUUGAUAAAGCUCAAACUCUCGAAAAUCAAAAACAAAUUUUAUUAUAUGAAGAUUGUGAACAGGAUAUGUUUAGGGAUAAAGGUUCGAAAGAAAAGGUUGUCGAAGAUGUUAUUAAUUGGUUGAUUUCAAUGGAUAUGAAACUAUAA